Molecule: messenger RNA, 4228 nt
Organism: Xyrauchen texanus (razorback sucker)
Lineage: Eukaryota; Metazoa; Chordata; Actinopteri; Cypriniformes; Catostomidae
Product: NEDD4-binding protein 2-like
Exons: 8
Coding region: 122-4201 (1359 amino acids)
Molecular function (GO): ubiquitin binding
Source: RefSeq, a predicted model, not a curated record
UUAUGCUGUUUCUAUCCACUAGAGGCAGCUUUUUCUUUACUCUUCCUUCAGUAAAAAAAACAAACCAACAAUUGUAAACAGUGGAUCGUUCGUCAGUGUCUAGUGAAGCGGGCACAGCAGAAUGCCAAAGAAAAAGAAUAACGGACUGAGUAACGCCCGAGUUCCGAUGCAGGCGGGUGAGUACGAGAGCCGUCCCGAGAGUCGAGCACACGGGGCAAGUGGAUCUGUUUUGACCCAGGCGGACUCAUCAUGGGGCUUUAAUAACUUUGGGUCCACGCUGUCCAGCAGCGGUCAGUCGGAAUCUCAAAGCCGAGACGAAAUCAUCCUGAACAUGCAAGAAAUGUUUUCACAUCUGGACUCUGGAGUCAUUUACAUGGUGCUCCAUGAGGAAGAUUUUAAAGUGGACAAUGCAGUGAAUUCUCUUUUGGAGCUGUCAGAUGCUGCUGAGGGCACAGCGCCGCCCCCUCCUCCAGUCUCUGGGUUUGAGUUGGCUGCUGCUCUCCUGGGAGCAGACUCCACUCAGAGUGGCUUCGCUUUUUCACAGCAGACUGAAUCUCAGCGGGUACACAGCCCUCAUGAAACCCACCUAACCAGAGAGUUUAAUACACUCCUAGAUCAGGAACUUGAGACUUUGACGUCACCGCAAACACAGCCUAGCACUCAUUCUCUGAUGUCCUCCGUACCAUUCUUUGCUCUGCCCCCUCCUUCUCAGUCACUCCAUCCUUCCUCCCUGCCUCUCACAUCCCAGACUCCGCUUUCUGGUCCUCAAAAUGCUUUAGAGCUUGAGCAGAAUCCCAAACCGGGCUCUGUUACUGAACAGGCAUCAUACUCUAGCCCCAGGCUCAGUGAGGCCUGUGGAGGUAUUUCACCUGUGAGUGAAAUGAGAUUUGGUGGAGUUCAUAUCCCAGAGCUGAAUAGCAUAUCUCUUGACUUUAGUCACUUAACAAUGGAGGCCAGCUCUACUGAACCAUGGCCCUCUACCUUCCAGGUGUACAGCAGACCUGACCAACUCCACAACCAAACAGGAAUUCUGAAGCAUAAUGAAGCGCUCAGAACACCAGCCAUGUUCUGGAAGACUCAGGCUGCGGAGUCCCAUUCCCAAACUGUGGGGCCAGCCUUUAUUGCACCUGUUAUUCCUAAUCCCACACCCUGGAACACUAACCCUUUCCCUGCUGCUCAGUGGUUGGAUCAUGGACCUAUCAGAGAAGCACCUCCGAAGCCUUUUGCAACUGUACCGAAGUCAUGGACUCUACCUCCCAAGAGCCGACUCAAAUUGGAAGGGCGUGUGCUGGUGUUACUUAGAGGGGCUCCUGGAUCAGGCAAAACCACCCUUGCCAAUGCUAUGUUGGAGCAUAACCCAGGAGGGGUUGUUUUGAGCACUGAUGAAUAUUUUACUCGAAAUGGUCCCUACCAUUUUGAGCCAAAUUUACUAGGAGAAGCCCAUGAGUGGAAUCACCAGAGAGCAAAAGAGGCUUUGAAAAAAGGCCAGACACCCAUCAUAAUAGACAACACCAAUAUUCAAUGUUGGGAGAUGAAACCAUAUGUUGCUAUGGCACAGAAACAUAUGUAUAAGGUGCUGUUUCGAGAGCCAGAUACUUGGUGGAAGACCAAACCCAGAGAGCUUGAGAAGCGUACAAGGCACCAAGUAACAAAGAAGAAGAUCAAACGCAUGUUGGAACGGUAUGACCGUUUUGUCUCAGUCCAGAGCAUCAUAAAUUCACAAAGACCAGAACCAGUGCCAAGUGUUGUGGAUUUGACGCAAACAGAGAUCGACCAGCCCCAGCAGUCUUUACCUCCUGGGCUCAAUUAUCCUGAUCUUGUUGGUAACUCUGGGUUGAUUAAACCAAAUGUGGACCCUUCCACAUGUCUGCCUGAUUUGUCCUCUGUAAGUCAGGCUUGCGAUACCAUUUCCACAGGCGAGGAAGAAGGUGAAAUGGAAUCCUACAGUUCCAAAGAGUCCAUGGUGUUCCAUGAGACCAUUCUGGCAGAGUCUGGGAUGCUGCAGUCUGACCUGCUUGAUGGAGAAGAGUUGGACUUGGAACUAGAUACCUGCUUUGUAAAAACAGAGAAAAAAAUUGAAAAUCUGGGCAGUGAAACAAUUGAAGAGUUUGGAAUGACAGCAAAAGAGAUGUUUCUAGAGCAACCUGUGGCGUUUUCGGAGUCCAUUGCUCAGCGUGUAAGGAGGGACAGAACGCCUUACGCAAAUGUACAUAGUGUAAGUAGAGUAAGAGUAAAUAGAGUAAGUGCCAUCGAUCAACCUGUGGACUUUGACCCCAAUGUUGAGUCUUCUAGGCAAGUUGAGGAGGGAUGCGAAGAUGAGCCUCUUGCUGAAAGCAAAGUAAUGCAACCAGAGCUGUUGGAUUUUGUGGGGGACUGGCCACUGGAAUCUCAAAGCCAACGCCAAAGAAGACAACAGAAUUCAAGUAAUAAAUCUGUAAAGAACACCAAUAAGGAAUCCAGAGCUGUGGAAGGUGGAGAGAAUGCUUCUGCUGAUGUGGACAAGCAUUCUGAUACUGACAUGAUAAAUGAAGAAGAAUUUGUAGAUCUACGGCAAGGAGGAGGAAGCUCAUCUCCAGCAAAUUUGGCUUUAAAGCAUUCCCCUUCCUUGGGUAGAAAUGAGGGUAACUUGAACUUGGAGACUGUGCUUUGGCCUAAACUCCCUGACUGUGUGCUGGAGUGGAAGUUUUCAGAGUGCACUGACCCAAGGAAAGAUUACUCUACUUCUCCAAGUCCAGUGAAAGAGGGGGCAGACCAAAUUGAGUCCAGUCAUGUGUCCACACAGGAGGUGGUUGAGGAAGAGGGGGAGAGUGUGGUAUCCGAGGAGAAAUGCAGAAUGAGCCCCAGUGUCCAGGGAACUUUGUGUUCAAGAGUUGCCGUAGACUUGGAGAGCAGUCUGGAGAGAUGGAGAGGGCUUAGAAUGGGAAAGUCUUGUAAAUUGGCACUUCCCUUCACCGAUCAAAGCCUUUCCUCACCCUGCACACAGUUUCCCGUAAUUUCACAUCAGCCCUCCAAUCUUUCACCAGGGGAAGGAAUCAUAGAGUCGUGUCCCAGCAUCUCAACCCAAACACAUCCUCAAAACUUUGCACUGCUUUGGGGAAUUAACCAGCUAAAAUGUUCUGCAUCGGCCUCGGAUCUCUCUAGUAGUGAUAUGGUCAUUUUUUAUGGAAACUCUUUGCGUUUCACUCCAAAAACAAAUGAAGAGCAGUCUGCCUGCCAGCAGGGUGUGUCAUACCGCAUCAUCCACGAGAAAGGCUCACAGGUGGAAGACAGCGACUUAAGAGAAUCCCAAUCCAAACAACAAAACCUUGAAAUUCUAGGCCGCCAUUUCAGGCAUGUCUACAUGGAUAUUCUGGAAGACCUUUACGAGAAGUGCCAGCAAGAUAUGGAGUGGAGAACUAAUUUAUUGCUAGACUCUGGAGAACGGCUGUAUAAAGAUGAUAAAGAGAAUGAGGAAGGUCAUUUGGGGUCUUUUUUUGGGGAACAGUCACAUGAUUACCAAGCUGUGAAGAAAUUUCCAAUCACCGAGCCAACAGAAGCCGGCUCAGAGAGCAACCAGGCUGGGGCUGAGCAGAAUGUGGCAGACUCCAGCAGCAUUAGGCCCAAGUCCCAAGAAACUAACUUAAGUGACUUGAGCCAAGCUAAUGAAGAUUGGAGCGCAUUUCAAAGCUCACAAAGUGAAGCUGAAGGAUCUGAUGAGGGUUUAAGCAUUUACAAGGGCAAAUGUGAGCCUGAGCAUUACUUUGUAACCUUAGGGCAAUCAAAAGAAGACACUAAAGCACAAUUGAAUGUUCCAGCAGCUAGUGAGGCAAAGCCAGAACCAGAUACAACAGAUCAGCUAAUUAGUCAGAGCCUAGAGGCACCAUUGGAGCAAUGGUCUCAAGAAGAGAGAGGAGUGAAGGAAAAGGAAGAAGAAGAAACAAGAGCAAAAGUGGAUGCCAUUACACAGUCACUUCUGCAUCAGGUAAAUGAAAUGGAGUGCAGACAGGAGGAGGAGAACACGGAACUAGCAAAGGACAGAAAGAGAACUGGCCAGGAGAGAAGAGAGCCAAGAACUUUGGACAUUCAGACUCUGGAGCUGAAACUUCCAACUGAACUUGCAUUGCAGCUCACUGAGCUGUUUGGACCUGUUGGAGUCAGUCCAGGAACCGGAGAGCGGGUCAAACGGUCAAACACUCGAAGUCCACACACAUCUCUCUUCUGAAUGUGCUGCUUGGAUUCAACAGAAACG